Messenger RNA from Trichomonas vaginalis G3, 1011 nucleotides. RefSeq lists its product as uncharacterized. The coding region runs from base 1 to 1011 and encodes 336 amino acids. NCBI's taxonomy places the organism in Eukaryota, Parabasalia, Trichomonadida, Trichomonadidae. The transcript has a single exon. The record is from RefSeq and is a predicted model, not a curated record.
AUGAGUAAAACUGAAGUUUUGCUUCCAGGAGAGAAACCACAAGUAAAGACACCCAAAAAUUCAGAUGCUGGAACUAAUGAAAUAAACAAUAGUCCCGAAAAUAAUCUCCAAGAGGAAGAAGAAGAAUCUUUCGAAUAUUUUCCUGAGAAAAAGAAAGAAGAUAAAUAUUCAUUUAAAUCAAGGAGAUCAACACGUGCUGAGGAAACAGAAUUUGAAAUGAUCGAUAGAAUCAGAAAAGAAAUUGCAGUUGCUAUUACAAGUAAAAACUUCAAGAAAAGCAAACAACUAAAUAUUGAACUUGACAAGCAUAUAGAAUCUAUUUUUGUUUCAAGAUUGAACAACGAGCUCCAGAAAUUCAAUGAAAACGUUAAUAAUGUCAUUGAUGUAUAUUUACAAGAAGUUAGAAGGCUUAAGAAGUCAACCACAUUCAUGCUUGAGCCAAUCAGAAUCCAGGAAGAUGAAUCAUUCGAAGCAUUAAAAGCAAAUCAUUUACAACUUUUAACUGAGCUUGAAACAGAGCGACAGUUUGAAUAUAUGAAGAAUAAAGACUUUAAGUCAGGAGAAGAGAUACAUCUUGAAGCAAUGGCACAGAAUCUUGCGAAAUUAAAAAGAUACGAUGAAGCCCAAAUGCUUCAGAAGAACGCUGACCAAUUACAUAAGAAAAAUCUUAAUGACAAGACACAAGUUACAAAUAGGAAGUUUGAUGUCAAAGAAAAGAAGCUUUUUGAUAGAUUCAGGGUUGAUUUAAAUAACUUGAAAGAUAAAUCUAAUAAAGCAGAAGAAACAGUUAGAACACAAAUCAAAGAAUUGAUUUCUCUUGAAGAAAAGAAAUUAAACGUCAAAUGCAAAGAUUUAUUGAAACAAUCGGCAAAUAACGUUUCAUAUGGUGAUGGAAUUACUGAUAACAUUAGCAGAGAAAGACGUGUUCAUACUCAUACAACUCUUUUCAAUUCUUUGAGAAAAAUAAUUAUGGAAAGAAAGUUGGAGAGCGUUGUAAACAUCAGCAAUUGA